UUUUGGGAUACAUAGUAAUAGGAUGUCAAUCUAAAACUAAAUUAUGGUUUCCUAAUAAAAAAGAUCCAAAUGGGAAAGGUACUCAUUUGUGUGUCAGAUGUUUUCAAUGGCACUAGCUUGUCCUACUCCUUGGAUAACAGCACCACCUAAUUGCUGUUCACUUGCAUUGAGAUCACUGAAUUCUUCUGGGUCGCUGCGAGUCCUUACUAUUCAAACUAAAUGCAUAGCAGGCAACAAUGGGCUUGGGAAACUUGGAAGAAGAACGGCUUUGCAAAGGAUAGCUUUUGUGGGUACUUUAUUUGGAGCAACUGUAGAAUGUGGAGCCGGGUUCGCUUCCCAAAUUAAGUAUACUAAUUUGAGCAUUGAGGAGAUAAAGUCUAUCAUUGAAAAUGAUAUAAAUAAAGGUCAAUACUAUGUUACCGGAAAUAUGACGAAAGAGAUAUACAAGAAUAAUUGCAGGUUUAGAGAUCCAACUACAGAUUUAGUUGGACUGGACAAGUAUAUCUCUGCAGUUAAGUUCUUAUUUGAUCCAAAUUCUUCAAAACAAGAAUUACUUUCCAUUUCAGUGAUUGAUCCCCAUACUAUAGAAGCAAAGUGGCGGCUAGAAGGGUACCUAAAGUUUCCUUGGAAUCCACACAUUGAACCUUAUGAAGGUUCCACUCGCUAUGUGGUUGAUGAUAGCGGGUUAAUCUCAUCUCAUGAGGAAACCUGGGAUAUUUCUGUGUGGACAGCAUUACAGGAAUUUCUUUUACCGUCACAGAAACCUACGUAGUUUCAAUCACAUCUAUGAAUUUGGUCACAAGUUCUAUUUUUCUUUUGUAAACUUCUGAAUUGCAAGUCAUGCAAAAUGUAUUUUCAUCUGAAUAUAAAGCUGUCUGGUUAUGGUAGCCAUCAUGCUUUAUCUCCGGGAAAAUAGCCAUUAUGUUAAUGCCUUGAUGUAAUUAGUGGCACUCUCGCUUGUAACUGGCAAAUUGUACCGUUGGAACUUGGAAGCAUAUAUUGAAAUCUUUAUUCCUAAAAA
Molecule: messenger RNA, 1021 nt
Organism: Cryptomeria japonica (Japanese cedar)
Lineage: Eukaryota; Viridiplantae; Streptophyta; Pinopsida; Cupressales; Cupressaceae
Exons: 6
Coding region: 98-772 (224 amino acids)
Source: RefSeq, a predicted model, not a curated record